Leptosia nina is the source of this 2061-nucleotide messenger RNA. The record is from the annotation of a GenBank genome assembly. Lineage: Eukaryota; Metazoa; Arthropoda; Insecta; Lepidoptera; Pieridae.
AUGUCUUGUAUGGGCGAUGUAGCACUACGCGACCGUCUACCAGCUCUAUGGAGGCGGAUAGAAGACACGCACUAUAGUUAUUUAGAGAUUGACGACAGCCCAGAGAAACUGCAACAGAAGAAAAAGUUAGAAGGCUAUAUUACGGAAUACUUAUCCUUAGUCCCACACGAGUGCAAGUUUGGUUUAUCCGAGACUGGUAAAGUGUUCCAACGGACUGUAAAUGAAUUGCAAGAUUAUAGUGCAUACAGAGCUGGAAUAGGUUGGGCAGCAUUAGCACGAUAUGCUGGAAACUUACUAGCACAGCCAUGGAGGAAAGAAUAUAAAGUUAUUCGGUUAUAUUCGGGCUUCUUCAAACAUGAAGUCGAAGCAAAUCUCAUAGGCGGCGAAAGCUUGCUCCAAGCGAUGGGCUAUCGGCCGAUCGGUGCAGGUCGUCUAGCGUUGGACGGACCGAUUUGUCCUGACAUGGCCGCUGCAAUAUCCCGGGACGCUCUCAUUGCUCAGUGUGAAUGUCAGAUCAUGUCUUCAAUUUGGGAGAGUGUGUGGGGCAACGGAGGUCGCGUGUCGUGGGUGGAAAUUGCUCGAGAUCGUUCCUCCUUUGUAUCGGAUGUAAACUGUGCUGUUUCUAGGCUUAUUGGAUAUACUGAUGAUAACGAAAUAUAUUCCAACAUGCCUAUGCCGGCUGAACCUCAACGACGUCUCAUUGACACCGGCUACACACCCUGUCAUUGUCCCGAAACUCCUAUAGAAGAACCAAUCCAGCCACCUAUGCAUCCCUACAUGGCCAUGCCGCAUAUGCUCUAUCCCCACUCUGACAUGCCUGUACCCAUUCCACAGUGUAACGUCCCCAUGAUACCCUACGGAGUGCCCUACUAUUAUCCCCUACAAACACCCUACAUGAUACCUACUCCGGUCUAUGCCCCUAUAAAGCAUGCUACGAAUGUCCCCAUAAAUGGAUACCAUCCUCAAUACCGCUACCCAACAGUACCCACCGCACAACUUAUCGAACUUGACUCUGAAAAGGAGGACAGACGAAAACACAGACUGGACAGAAGAUCAAAAUCCGGAUAUAGUGACGUGUCCAUACCCAGUUUCCCAAGAUCUGAUACUCAACCUACACUAAAAGCUAAAGAAGACGGGAUGGGGACGUAUGAAAGCUGGGACUACGUGUUUAGAAAUCUAUCGAGCAAGAACCAAGAAGGAGAUAGCAAAAGUGGUUUCUCUCAAUCCUUGGACAGAGAUUCGCGAACCCUGGACAGACUAGAACGAGAGGAGCGGAGAAAAUUCCAACCGACAACGAUGGACUUGGAGGACGGACUGCAAGCUUUAAACUUAGACAGGUCAUACGAUGAAGAAAUGUACAGAACAGCGAAAGUGAACGAAAAUCUAAUGAGGUUAAAGCUAGAGCAAGAAGCGAAGAGGACAAGAAAGAAACAAGAGGAGAAGAAAGUGAAAAAGCCAGAGUCUAUACCACAUCCGAAGGCAGACGGUCUAGUCACACCUAAAGUUGCUCCGGAUAAGGUCAAAUUGCUCUCAAAGAAGGAUAUAAAGGAUAGGAAAGAAGUUAUAAAGCAAACGGUAAAUGGAACGACGUCCAAUUCUGAAGUGAAGAAAGUGAAGAAGCCCGUCAAACUAGUCGCAGCUGAGAUCGAGAAAUCGAAAAAGCCUUUAGAGAAUGGUGUACACAAGGGGCACAGUUCUAAAAAUGUACCAAGUACGAGUUCGCACCCGUACGACCUAAAAGCCCAACUGGUGGUAUCGCUAGAUGAACCGGAUUCGCGCCAAUCACCCCCAAAGCUCAACGGGAACCGCGAGCGAACGCCGAACCGAACACCGAGUCGAAUUGAACACGAGCAAAAGUGGCAGUGCGCCACAUGCACGUAUCUCAACAGAAACAACGUGCAGGCGUGCGAAAUGUGUGGAAAAUCGAAACGGGGACCGGAAAUAGAACCUUUGACUUCCGGUGGCAGGGAGUGCCCCGCUUGUACGCUCGUUAACAAGCGAGACGCGAAAGCUUGUGACGCGUGCGGCACUAGUUUGGAGCAUUGUCCUACGUAUAUUUAG